This is a messenger RNA of Capsicum annuum, 1940 nucleotides long. Its product is annotated as protein MNN4-like. The transcript is spliced from 4 exons. NCBI's taxonomy places the organism in Eukaryota, Viridiplantae, Streptophyta, Magnoliopsida, Solanales, Solanaceae. The record is from RefSeq and is a predicted model, not a curated record. The coding region runs from base 2 to 1270 and encodes 422 amino acids.
AAUGAAUAAUUUGAAUUGUACCUUAGUGGACAAUAACGUUGGAAAUACAAAUGACAAAGAAAAUGAAGACCACCAUGUAAGUAAAGGAAUAUCGGAAAAUACAAUUAUGUCCCUUGCUAACGCUUGUGAGUUGUUUGGAAAUGAGAUAUUCGAAGAACACAACGAAAGCAACAUAAAUAAGGAUCAAAAAGAUUCUUUCGAGGAGGAACUACCUGCAAACCAACAAGAACAAGAAGAAGAAGAUGUUGAUGGUGAAUCUGAGCUCAACAAAGUUACAUGUGAAGAUAGUCUGCCUGAUAAUUCUGAUGAUCAUUUUCUAAACAACAAUUGGGUCAAGUAUGGGUCAAAACUUUGGACAAAAGAUGCAAGUUAUCUCAUCAAGUAUGGAAUACCAAACAGUAAAAAAUUCCGUAGCAUUGCUAACCUCUAUGAGAAUACUCCCAGGCUCUCACCAGUUGAAGAUGAAUAUAAUUGGGAUCUUAUAAUUAUUGAAGAACCAAAUAGGAAUCAUUCGGCAAAAGAAGAUUCAAGUAUCAAAAGAAAGAAAGAGGAUGUUGGUUCGGGGAAAGAAGAUUCAACUAUCAAAAGAAAGAAAGAGGAUGUUGGUUCUGCAAAAGAAGAUUCAAGCACCAAAAGAAAGAAAGAGAAUGCUGGCUCGGGAAAAGAAGAUUCAAGUAUCAAAAGUUACAAAGAGAAUGCUGGUUCGGAAAAAGAAGAUUCAAGUGUCGAAACAAACAAAGAGAAUGUUGGUUUGGCAAACGAAGGUUCAAGAGUUGAAACAAACAAAGAGAAUGUUGGUUCAGAAAAAGAAGAUUCAAGUGUCAAAACAAACAAAGAGAAUGUUGGUUCGGCAAAAGAAGGUUCAAGUGCCAAAACAAACAAAGAGAAUGUUGGUUCGGCAAAAGAAGGUUCAAGCAUCAAAAGAACCAAAGAGUAUGUUGGUUCGGCAAAAGAAGAUCCAAUUACCAACACAAACAAAGAGAAUGUUGGCUUGGCAAAGGAAGAUCCAAGUAUCAAAACAAACAAGGAGAAUGUUGGUUCAGCAAAAGAAGAUUCAGGUAUCAAAACAAACAACGAGAAUGUUGGUCGUAAGAGAAAAGAGAGAAAGAACAAACACGGCAAUGGAGAACAGAAUGUUGGUUCUGCAAAAGAAGAUUCAAGAAUCAAAAUACAGAAAGAGAAGGUUGGUCGUAAGAGAAAAGAGAGAGAGAACAAAAACGGCAACGGAGAAAAGGACGUUGCAACUCCCUCCACCUAUCUCCAAGAUUGAAUUUUAACAUUUCAUUGAAUUCCAGCUGCUAGAUUGCAUUUGAAUUAUUUCUUGUUGAAUUAUAUCAGUUCAUUUACUUUCAACUUUAAGUUUCCUUUAUAAACUUUGCUAUACUUCUUUGGUUCUUCAUUAUUAACUACCUUUUAUAAAGGUUUAUCUUCAAAACUCGUCAACAAGAACGGUAUGAUCUCUCUCGGAGUAAAAGAAAAUCAGAUUCGAUAUUAUAUACCAAAUCAGUAAAUGUGAGUUUUCUCCAAAUUCCUGAGAAAGGCUCCAAACAUAAGUGUCUAAAGUCAGGUUAAUUUCACAGAAGGUCAUCAACUUAUAGGUUCACAGAAGAGAGAGUUUUCGAAAGUGGACAUAAAAGGAAGUCUUGCCUUUCAUCAGGCAGGGUACCGAUGAAUUGUGAAGGGUAUCUUCUUUUCUCGAAGCUCUUUCAUUGCCAUCUUCUGAAGCAAAUGGACAUUAAGGAAGAUACAUCAAACAUUCUAUAAACUUUACAAGUGAGCUGCCGAUUUCCCUCCUAUCCUAAUGACAAAACCGGAUUCAGAGGUUGUUUCUCUUAAGACGAAAAUGUAUGAUUGCAGUCAUGAAGGGUUUCCACCCUACGUCAUCAUUUUCAUGCUUUUUUUGUUAAAGUAACAUGAGAACCUGGGGAGACUGGAGAAGA